GAGAAGGAAAAAGUCAUCCAUCUCCUCACGAUGCCUCAGAGUUGGGGCACCACAGGAUAAGGUUGGAGGGUGUGGAUUCUCUCUUUCAUAUCCACCUUUCACUGCUUACAAGAAAAUAUCUGUAAAAGUGACACCAGAAGACUUCAGAAGCUUACCAUAUCUUCUCUCUCCCCCGAGGCCUCCAGCAUUCCCUGUUUUGAGUCCAUUUUGGAACUCCAUGGCUUGUGAGUUCCGUGACUUUGGUACAACCGAGCUCUGAGGCGACUGAUUUCCUUCUUUUAUUUUCCAAUCCCCUUUCUUGUGGAUAACCGAAGCUCCCAUGUUGGUACUCUAAAAGGAAGAAAGACUUCUGGAGCAUCUUUUCUUCUUCAGUCCCAAUUUUCACAGUCUGGGUAUCUACAGAAGACGAGGAAAAGAGAACUCAAUUCUGUACAAUCCUUCUUUCUUCUACCUUUCUAUACUCCUGUACUCUGUAGAAUUCCUCAAAGCUAGAGAUUUGAUCAUCAUCUCAACGUGCAGCAGCUUACAUUCCAUUACCCGUGGUCGGGACAAAACGAAACGAGCAUUAUCUUGAGCUUGAGCCCUCUGCUUGCUUGUUUCCUUGGCAGCAAAACCACAACUUGCAUGUUCAACAGACCAAUCCUUCAAGUGGUUCCACCAAUUUCACAGAAACCUUUCCCUUUUGCAUUAGAGGCUUAGUUGCUCUUCUUCUUAAUCUUCCUAUCCACCUAUUUGGCUAUCUAGAGCACCAACCGUCUCAAAGCAGGAGUACUUGACUUCAUUUCCCUGUUUGGUAUGGACAACCAACAUCAAGCUCAAGGAUACCCACAAGGCGUUCAGCAGCAACAGAUGCUGGGCCAGCAGACCUUCCACCACCUCCUUCAGCAGCAGCAACAGCAGCUCCAGUUAUUCUGGAACUACCAACGUCAGGAAAUCGAGCAGGUUUCUGACUUCAAGAACCACCAGCUCCCCCUUGCCCGCAUAAAGAAGAUCAUGAAGGCCGACGAAGACGUCCGCAUGAUCUCUGCCGAAGCUCCGGUGCUCUUCGCGAAGGCCUGCGAGCUUUUCAUCCUUGAAUUGACGAUCCGGUCGUGGCUUCACGCCGAGGAGAACAAGCGCCGGACCUUGCAGAAGAACGACAUAGCUUCGGCCAUUACCAGGACUGACAUUUUCGAUUUUUUGGUGGAUAUUGUUCCGAGGGAUGAGGUCAGAGAUGAGGGGCUUGCGUUGGCAAGGCCCGGGUUCCCGGACGUUCCCUACUAUUACCCGCCACAGACGGGGUCGCCGGUGACAAUCGGAAGGCCUGCAAUGCCAAUAGCAGAUCCUUCAGUUUACUAUCAGCAGCAGCCUCGGCCAGGUGGAAUGCAGUAUGGCGUGCCGAGGCAGCCAUGGCAGCAGCUAUGGCAGCCUAACCAGCAGGAGGAGCAGUCAUUUGGCAGCGGACAGCAAUCUUCUGAAGGACAGGGAUAUGGCGUUUCUCCUGGUCCAUGACAUGUAGUUUGAAGCUGACUGAAGGCAGAAACAACAAGAAGCUUAGUGGUACCAGAUAUUCAUGGCGGAAGGAGAAAGAGGGAUCUGAAAAUCCAGUUAAGAAUUUGCUUUCUGAGAACACAGGUUUCAGGAGCCGUUGUAUGCUUUGGGAUAAAAUAUUGAUGCCAUCAUGAAGAUCGAGACAUAUAUAUGAUGUUCUAUGUUUGUCAUCAAUCACGGGGUAAGGAAUCACAAGUUGAGAAGCCAAAAUAUUUACUGUUUAGAGUAGCAGUUGUGACCAAUGAUCAGAGGCUUAAACGGCUUUUGCUUUGCUUAAA
Messenger RNA from Nymphaea colorata (pocket water lily), 1808 nucleotides. Its product is annotated as nuclear transcription factor Y subunit C-1-like. Gene Ontology annotation, biological process: regulation of DNA-templated transcription. Lineage: Eukaryota; Viridiplantae; Streptophyta; Magnoliopsida; Nymphaeales; Nymphaeaceae. Gene Ontology annotation, cellular component: nucleus. The record is from RefSeq and is a predicted model, not a curated record. The transcript has 2 exons. Gene Ontology annotation, molecular function: DNA-binding transcription activator activity, RNA polymerase II-specific; protein heterodimerization activity; DNA binding. Bases 796 to 1491 code for a protein of 231 amino acids.